GACGACGUGGAGCACGAGCGGAAGGUCGACGACGAUUGGGAGGAUGGUCGCCCCGGGGACGGCCCUCCUCGUGCUCCUUCUCGCUGCCCUGCUCGCGCUCUCGGCGAGGGCGCAGACGCAGACGCAGCUGCAGCGCUGGCUGGCGGGCUGCCCGAGUCUGUGCGCGUGCGACACGCAGCUCAGGGCCUCCUGCACCGGCCGGCGCCUCUACAGCAUCCACGCGGGCGUGUCGAGCGCGGCCCAGGCCCUCGACCUCUCCAACAACUCGGUGGCCAGUCUCGAGGACCGGCAGCUCUCGAGAGCUGGUCUAACGAGAUUGAAGUACUUGAAUCUGUCGAUGAAUGCCAUUAGUGAGAUCGGAUUGAAUGCCUUUGACGACUUAAGGAAUCUCACGGUUCUCGACUUGUCGAUGAAUCGCAUCGAUUACAUAGCUCCAGACACAUUUUACUAUAAUCAAAAGUUACAGAUCCUCCACCUCGCCGGCAAUAAGUUUAAUCUCCACGUCCCGUCGCUUCACAGUGUAUCUCUCGUGACCCUCGACCUCAGCGGCUGCCGAAUCAAUCAUCUGCCGAAACACACUUUUCAAGGACUGAAGCAACUGCGCAAACUCGAUCUCUCGAGCAACGCGAUGACCGGGUUAGAUAAGGACGUCUUGCGGCAGAUGCCCUUCCUUCAAAAAUUGUCACUUGGAAGGAACAACUGGAUCUGCGACGAGUCGAUGUACAGCCUGAAGCUGUACACGCGUAGCAGGAACAUCGAGACCCACCCGAUCUGCAACAAGAGCGCGCUGACGAUAAAGUUCGAGAAGAUAAGCAUCGGCCAGGAGGCCGGUAAGGGCGAGUCGCGGCCCUCGAAGAAGUCGAGCGACUCUUGGGACGUGGACCCGUGGCGCAAGCUCGAGGAGGCCGUCCAAGAUCAGGAGCAGGAGUGCGAGCCCACGGUCCCCGACCCGACGAGCAUCUUCGCCUUCAGCAACGGCGUCUCGCCCUUCUGGUUCCUAUUGAUCGGCUUCCUCCUCGGCAGCGGGGCCACGAUGGUCGUCACCUACCUCUGGCUCUCCACGACCAUCUCCUGUCUAAUACCGAGGAUUCGCCGUGCCGGUGUCACGGAUUCACCCGACACCAGCUCCCAGAGAGUCUCCCUGCUCAGGCACCUCUGGCAGCAGGAGAACGCGAGCGGUGCCGGCGGCUCGCCUUCGAUCACGACGAUGACCACCACCACGACCACCACAACCACGACCACGAACAUCCUGCCAAUCUGCCCGGGGACGCCGCCUCCGCCGUAUCGCGAGGUCAUGCUACACCGAAACCUUUACCCGCGAGCAGCGAUUGCAGCGAUAGCGGCGGCGGCUGCGGCGGUGGCGGCGGCGGCGACGACGACGACGACGACGACGACGACUCAACCGCAACGAGCCAACACUCGAAUUCUGGGAAUCCGCACAGCCGGGAUCAACGGCUCGAGCACCGCCACCUACAAUGUCUGAGUCUGCCACUUGCCAAUCGCGCAUUUUCCGUUUGGCAGUGCUGGACCAGGGGAUGGCAGCGGAUUAUUAUUAUGACCGGAUCAUCUCGAUCGCGGCAAACGCUCGGGCUCGCACUCGACCUCGAUCUCGACCUCGGCGCUGUGCGUUCGGACACGCGCGAUCGAUUCAGUUCACCAGCAUCUCGCAAACACGAUUUGCCAAACAGAUUUUACGUCAAGCUGGACGCAAGUCGAUUACUUCUCGCAUUCACGGGAACGGAUUGAGCGCCGUCGAAUCAUUGCCAACGACCUCGAGAUAUUUUUAUUUUUAAUUUACAAAUUCAAGCUGCAUAUUUUAAUCUUACGAAUAUUUAUCGUUUUUAUUGUUAAGUUAUUUGCCGAACAAAUAUCGGCUUGUCGGCCAAAUCGAGCAUUUUAAAAACAUCCCGACAAGUUAGAUUUGUGUACCGAGACGAUGACGAUUACAAACAUAUUUUUAGAAGAUACGAUUUUAUCGAUCUCGAUCGCAGCUAGGCUGAAUUAGUCUAGCAUUAAAUGAUCACAUUAAUAUCAUUAAACGUCAAAGGUGCUUAAAUUAAUUGAAACAAUUUUUAAAAUUAA
This is a messenger RNA of Ceratosolen solmsi marchali, 2082 nucleotides long. RefSeq lists its product as uncharacterized. The record is from RefSeq and is a predicted model, not a curated record. Gene Ontology annotation, molecular function: protein binding. Lineage: Eukaryota; Metazoa; Arthropoda; Insecta; Hymenoptera; Agaonidae. Bases 44 to 1483 code for a protein of 479 amino acids. The transcript is spliced from 5 exons.